Messenger RNA from Arabidopsis thaliana (thale cress), 1434 nucleotides. Its product is annotated as F-box/RNI-like superfamily protein. The transcript is spliced from 4 exons. Lineage: Eukaryota; Viridiplantae; Streptophyta; Magnoliopsida; Brassicales; Brassicaceae. The record is from RefSeq and is marked reviewed. The coding region runs from base 1 to 1278 and encodes 425 amino acids.
AUGGAUAUUGGUCCAAAAGAUAAAAUCAGCAAUCUACCAGAAGCUCUGAUUUGCCACAUAUUGUCAUUCCUUCCCAUAGAAGAUUCUGCUUUGACCUCAGUUCUCUCAAAGAGAUGGCGCUAUCUCUUUGCUUUCAGACCAAACCUUGUUUUCGAUGACUCGGUAUGUCUACGUCCACCAUGUGGACAUGGUGUUAUUCCAGACUAUGUCACAUCUUGGAUACUCAAUGUGUUAGAGCGUGGGGUAUUGGAUCUUGACUUGCAAGUUAAUGUGAAUGGGGUUCGUCUGCCUUCAAAGGUCUUUGUGAGCAAGUCACUGGUUAGGCUGAGAAUAGAAUCUGGAAAUGUUCGUGGCAUUGAUGUGGACGAUGUUUUUCUCCCAAAGCUAAAGUCUCUCUAUCUUCAUACAAUUAUGUUGGGAAAAGGUGAAGAUUGCUUCGAAAAACUUACUUCUGGUUGUCAUGUCCUUGAGGAAUUAGUUCUGAAUAAUGUCUACUCCAAUGUUUGGAACCGCUCUGUGUCUUCCAAAACCCUCAAGAGACUAACGCUAUGGUGUACAGAGUCGUAUGAUAAAAAUCCGCAUAGUGUUUUGUUUGAUACACCAAAUCUUGUCUACUUGAAAUACUCCGAUUAUGUUGCGGCAAAGUAUCCAAAAGUGAAUUUCAGUUCGCUUGUUGAUGCCACUAUUGGUCUUGCAAUGACAAGUGAUCAGGAUGCAAAUGCAAGCUAUGAUGCUUUGGUCGGCAAUGCAACAGACUUUCUAAUGGGAAUAUGCAAUGUUCAGAUCCUUUGCUUAUCUGCCAACAGUCUUGCGGUUCUUACUUUCUGCUGUGAAUCAAUACCGGUAUUCAACAACCUGAUUCAGUUAACUAUUAAGACUAACCAAAGCGUAGGAUGGGAAUCAUUGCCAGCUCUACUCAAGAACUGUCCAAUUCUAGAAACCCUUGUCUUCGAAGGACUCCUGCACAUGUAUACAAUAAAAUGCGGGGAUGUUGACGGUUGCCUAUGCAAAUAUUCAGGGGAGGUUCCCAGUUGCUUAUCAUCAAGUCCAGUGAAGGUUUUAAAGAUAUUGAGAUUUGGUGAAUAUGGUAUAGUCAAUCAGAUAGAGAUGAUCAAGAUCUUCCUAGAGACAAUGCCGCAUCUUGAACAACUGACAGUAUACUACAAUACACCAAUUGGUGGUGAUCUGAUUGAAGAAGUGUCAAGCCAACUUAAGAACUUUGCUAGAGAAGCUUCACCAAAUUGCGAGAUCCAAGUAAUCCCUGAUGUCCUUAGCUAAACCACAAGAUUCUCCUCUUCAAUUACCCCUUUGUUCUUAGUUUUUGUGACUUGUGUUGUUUGAUGAUUUUUCAUCUUUAUUGGGGAUGCUCGAUUAAUUAUCUUUUGCUUGGUUGUUUGUUAUACAAGCCACUGCAAAAAUAAAAUAAGUCGAACU